AUGAGUACUGUUUUACCGAGCCGCAAGUCCUUUCUUAGAAGCGUUAGCGGUCGCAAUCUUGAUGACUGGUCACUAAAGAGCGUACCACAAGGGCUCAUUGCUGAGCAGGGUUCAGUACGGCUAGGGCUGAGGAAGCUAUAUUCUGCUAAAUAA
Messenger RNA from Plasmopara halstedii, 153 nucleotides. RefSeq lists its product as uncharacterized. Lineage: Eukaryota; Oomycota; Peronosporomycetes; Peronosporales; Peronosporaceae. The transcript is spliced from 2 exons. The record is from RefSeq and is a predicted model, not a curated record. The coding region runs from base 1 to 153 and encodes 50 amino acids.